ACGCGGUCCCCCCGCCCGAGCCGCGGCGUCCCCGGUGCGGCCCUCAGCCCCGCUCCCGACCCCACAUCCAGCCGGCCCCAGGAUGGGCGCGCGCGCCUCGGGCGGGCCCCGGGCCCGGGCUGGGCUCCUGCUGCUGCUGCUGCUGCUGCUGCUCGGGCUGCUGGCCCCGGGCGCGCAGGGGGCGCGGGGCCGCGGCGGCAACGAGAAGAACACCUACCGCCGCGCGGUCAACACCUUCUCGCAGAGCGUCAGCAGCCUGUUCGGCGAGGACAACGUGCGCGCCGCUCAGAAGUUCCUGACCAGGCUGACCGAGCGGUUCGUGCUGGGGGUGGACAUGUUUGUCGAAACGUUGUGGAAUUUUUGGACAGACCUCUUGGAUGUUCUUGGACUUGAUGUGUCGAACCUGUCCCAGUACUUCAGCCCGGCCUCGGUGGCCAACAGCCCGGCCCGAGCCCUCCUGCUGGUGGGCGUCGUCCUGCUGGCCUACUGGUUCCUGUCGCUGACCCUGGGCUUGACCUUCAGCCUCCUGCAUGUGGUGUUCGGCCGCUUCUUCUGGGUGGCACGGGUCAUCCUGUUCUCCAUGUCCUGCGUGUACGUGCUGCACAAGUACGAGGGGGAGCCGGAGAACGCCAUACUGCCCCUCUGCUUCGUGGUGGCCAUCUACUUCAUGACCGGGCCCAUGGGCUUCUACUGGCGCAGCGGGCCCAGCGGCCCCAGCGUGGAGGAGAAGCUGGAGCACCUGGAGAACCAGGUCAGACUGCUCAACAUCCGCCUCAACAAGGUUCUGGAGAGUCUGGACCGCGCCAACGGCAAGUGACAAUCAGCCAGCCGGCCGGGUCCCCUCACGCCAGCGCCCUCUCUCAGAAAACAGAAGCGGAGAAGGAAGAAGAGAGCACCCAACCCCAAGCAAUUUCAAUAAACACUCCUGAGCACGGCGGGUGGCGCUCCGUGAGGGUCUUUCCGGCCACGUGUUGACCCCGAGGACACGUUCCCCGAGGGAUGGUGGGAUCGUUUGUGUGGAACUACCCACGAAGUGUCAUUAGUGGGGGAGGGGGGGAAAGAAUAUUUUUUAAACAAAGGAUAUAACCGUAUUAGCUGUACAGGAAGAGUUUAUCUGUGCAUAGAGCAUAAAGUUAAUUUUUUCAAGCACUUCAGUACAUCUUUUGUAAGGUUUUUUAAUAAAGGCGGAUCGAGUCAAGUUGAAUCAGACUUUACACUGAGGGGUAGGAUAUGCUAAUUGGACACUUUCGACGAGAAGCUCCAACACUGGAAUUGGGUUUCCCAGCACGGGGGUUGGUCGGGGCGGGGGGGUCUGUGUGCAUGAUUCUCGCGCUCCAAAACCCUGGGCUUCAUCGGAUGUCAUUUUCGGUUGAUGGCGACUUAGCGGAUGGAUGGUGUCUGUUCUGGGUGUGGGCAGUCGGGGUCCAGGACGAAACGAAACAUCUUUUGGGUCCUAGUGGCCCCGGCCAGGCCCCUGUCAACUCUAUUUCUAAAAGAAAAGAUUAUUCUUUGUGGAAAAUCUGUUUUUUAGUUGUUUUGCUUUGUUUUGUUUCCUUCUGAACUUUGAUGUAUUUUAACCUCCACGUUUUGUAGAGGAAAAUUCAAGGACCAGGCAAAGAAGUGUCUUUGGGGUUUGAUGCUGAGAGCCAUGUGAGUGAGCGCCACAGCUCCCUGCGUCAGGAGUCUGAGUGACGCCCUCAUGUCGCUGUCCGCCUGCUGGACCUCUAGGGGAAGGUAUGGCCUCAAGGGUUGUUGUUUUUUCCCCUGUAGUUUUGGUGGACUCGGGACCAUGAAAGAAGAGCAAAUCGUAGCAGCUGAGAGCAUUUCCAAGUCGAUGGCUGCUUCUAAGGUGUUCUCAGGAGCAAUUAGCGGCAAGAAACACACCUUGGAGAAGAUCCGAAUUAUUUUUCCUAAAAUUUUUAUCAUCCGCGCAUCAGGUGCUUUCUGUCUGAAGUCUGUGAUGCCCUUGCCUUAGGUGGUGCCCCGGGACAGAGAGGAGCAUACUGGGCAGACAGUGGUGGGGGGUCUUGCUGGGGUGCCUUGCGAGGCUGGGUCAGGGGUGCAGGGAAGUGCCCCAGUCUCGCACCCCCCCCAACCCCCCGGUCCUGUUGCUAAGCACCGGGGAACACACAGUGAGGAAGGGAGACUCCAGCUUUGCCAGAAGGCAGUUCUGAAGGCUGCCAAGGGUGGCAACUCCCUCCACGAUCCUUCCCUGCCCAGCUCUGUGCCCCAGGGGGCCCCUCCUGGAGCCCCUGCACGCAGAUUUGCAGAGACCCCUCUCAGAUUGGGCAGAACCACGACCCCACGGUCCACAGAGCAUUCUGGAGAAAACCCAGCUGUGCGCCAACUCUUGUGCGGAAUUCCCGGGAUGUUUUAUUGGGGGUUGCAAAUCUCUAGAAAACAAAAGCAGCUAUUUUUGAGGGUGUUGGUGGAACUUCUCUUUCUAAGGUGCACAUAACAGGACCCAAGCUCAGCUGCAUUCAGUUCAUUUCCUGGAACGCACACCUGUCCCUCUCCGGGUUGUGCUCAGGCAAGCCUUCAUCCGUGGGCAUCUGGAGCCUGUGGUUUUUUUGGAUUGGAGGAGUUUCAGUUUUGCCAUUCCGAUACUUCCAGACAAAUCUAUCAGCACGGUGUCUAAAAAGUAACUCCAGGAAGGCUGUCCUUGCUCUCCUUCCUUUUGUGCAUUUGGCUUCUGCAUACUGGGCGUGCUUAGGUACUGGGUAAAACAUUGGCUUUGCCGACGUUGGCCAGGGGAGAAUUGGCAUUCGGUGCACAAAGCUUUAAAGUCCCCCACUAUCCCAGGUCUGGAUAGAACCUCCACUCCGUUCCCCCUGCCCCCUUCCCACGCGAAGCCGGAAGGACACUGUGCUAAUCUGUGAUCUAGGCAGGAACGCCGUUGGGACCUCCAGCAAAUGCUGGGAGCCUCGCGCCUCUGGGCCCCGGUUCAUUGAGACUAGAAAUUGCUGCGGGGAAAAUGUACCCCUUUGACCCAGUGAGCCAAGACUGAGGCCGGUCUUAGAGUCUGACGCACUCAGAUGAAAGAUGGCUUUAUCUUCAAUGAAAGAACCUAGAGUUAAACAGGUGUAUCACUUUAGGGCAGAAGGUCAAUUUGAAAUUCUGGUAGGAAUCGUGGUUAUUAGAUCUGGAUAACUCUUGCUCUUUGAUGGACAACUCUUGCUCUUUGAUGCCCACGUUUGCUCUUUUGUUCGGGCACGUUCGUACCUCCAGAUAGUUUGGGAUUUUUUUUUUCCCUUUCAUGGAAGCUUGUUAGGGUACUUGGCUAUUCCCAGAGCCCCCCAUCUCUUUCUUUUCCCUCUCUUUUGUACAUGGAAAAAAAAUGUAUUUUUGUACCAUAGCUCAUACCUGGAAGCGAAACCCUUUUUUUAUGUCUCCCAGGGCGUAGAAUAUAUUAGUACACACUUCCUUCCAUGUGACGUAACCAAUCCCGAUGAGAACUACUGUGAAUGGGUGGUCAUGACGACUCCGUUUUCUAGAUCUCUUAAAGUUCAUCAGUGUUUAUUUCCCAGUGCCUCAGUGUCCCGACACACACCAAGAACAGAAAAGAGAAAGGACCAGCUCUCUCUAACUGGCUGGAUUUGUGCGGCAGCUCUGGAGUCGGUGUUGACAAUGAUCUCUUCCUCAGCAUGCUAGACAAGGUGUUUCUGCGGCACUCCAGCCUUCCAUCCAUACAUUCCCCAUAGCGAUCAGGAGUGGGGUCAUCUGCCUUCCGGGGGCUUGGGGCUGUUUCAGCGAUACCCCAUAUCACUUCUGGUAAAAAAGUGAAGCCAUAGAAUUUUUCGGAAGCUGGUCUUGUGCAUCGAUCGUGCCGGGAUCUUUAUUGAUGAAGGUGACGGGGUGACUGGCAAGGGAGGCGAAUACCAUUGAAAGACGGUUUGUCACACAGUUCCCUAAAGCCAAUGGGCACCGCGUGCUGUGAAAGGCCCCCCGAAGCCCGUCAAGUGCAGGGUCAGGAAGCGGAGAGGGGGGUCUGUGCUUGAUGACUGUGGUGGUGGCAGGUGACCAGACUUGAAUGUCCCUUCCUGGGAGCCAAGGGCAAACGUACAGGGUCAGGGUCAGUGUCUGGGGGGAUUAUACUAGGACUUGGCACAGCCCUGAGGGCUGGCUCAGUGGGGAAGAUGCAAACCUAGUCGGCUGCUAGGUCUGUCUCUGGCGUGCAGCCUUAGGGAACGGUGAGGAAUAAGGUCACAUAGCCAGUGCGGCACCGAAAACACAGUGAAUGCAGCCUGUCCCGGUGGCAGUCCCAAGACCCUUCAUUUCUACGCCUCUUGCUGCUUUUUAAGCUGCUCUACCUGACUGACAGCUGAUCACCCCUCCGUGAUGGGGUUUGAAUUGUCUGACUUAACCCAAAAGUCGGCUCAUGUUAGGACUUUCUAAGGCCCUAAGAUGUCAUCUCCCUUCCCCAACUUAAAAAAAAAAAGUAUAUAUAUAUAUGUGUGUGU
Molecule: messenger RNA, 4460 nt
Organism: Enhydra lutris kenyoni (northern sea otter)
Lineage: Eukaryota; Metazoa; Chordata; Mammalia; Carnivora; Mustelidae
Gene: BRI3BP
Product: BRI3 binding protein
Exons: 3
Coding region: 83-817 (244 amino acids)
Cellular component (GO): mitochondrion
Source: RefSeq, a predicted model, not a curated record